AUGCACGAUUUGCAAUAAGGUGAUUUGAUAGGAGAUAUAUACAAAGUUAAGAAGCUUCUUUCUUAGGGUUCCUUUGGGAAAGUUUAUAUAGGGAGAAAUAUUGAGAGCGGAAUGAAAGUGGCAAUAAAAGUAGAAAAAUAGGAAAUGUCAAAUUGCUUAAGCUUAGAAAGAGAGGUUAAUUGAAUGAUAAUGAUUAGAUAGAAAUUUUGAAGAAAUUAAGGGGAAUACCAUAAGUGCCAUAAUUACUUUGGCAUGGAAGACAUAAUGAACUUUAAGUAAUGAUAACGAAAAUGCUUGGAUUUGAUUUAAUUUAUUUUUUGAAAAAACAUAAGAAAUUCUCACUAGAAUGUAUUUUCAAUAUAGCUUAAUAAAUGAUAGAAAUAUUAGAAAAUAUUCAUAAAAAGUAUUCACUGAUAUUAUAUAUAUAAUAGGAAUAUAAUUCAUAGAGAUUUAAAACCAGAAAACAUUUUGGGUAAAAGACAUUCUGAUUAGAUAAUUUUAAUUGAUUUUGGAAUUUCAAAAGAUUCUUUAAAAAGUAAGAAAUCGACUAAAGGCAAAAUUCCAUUUAUAGGAACAAGUCGAUAUGCUAGUUUGACUGCUCAUAGAGGUUUAGAUUAAUCAAGAAAAGAUGAUUUAGAAUCUCUAGGAUAUGUUUUAAUAUACCUAUUCAAACAGAAGUUACCAUGGUCUAAUUAUGAAAAAUUUGAGAAUGAUCGUUUAGAGAGGAUUGGAUAAUUAAAAUGUGAAUCAACACUUUAAUAAAUUUGUGAUGGCUGUCCAUAAUAAUUGUUAAUGUAAUUGACAAAACAAAAAAUAUAGUUAUAUGACUUAAGUGGCAGAAUUGAAUCAUCAAUAAAUUCCAAAUUAUUAGAAGCUCAAGUCCAUUUUUUAAUUGAAAAUUCAUCAUAAAUAGUAUGUGAUUUUUGAUUGGUCAAACCCUUAAUUUGUAAAUUCAAAAACUAGUCAAAAUACUAAAAAUAAUAAUUAGAAAUAAAAUAAAUAUGAUAGUGUUUAACAUAUAAAGCUGUAAUUUAUAUAAAUUAUGUUUAGAUCUUUGGAUAAAGUAAGUUCAAGACAUCUUCAUACAAUCACUUUUUAAGCUGAUUCAAAUGUAUCUUCUUUUAAUAGUUAACAAUCUAGUAGUAUGCAACACUCUUUUGGAACUCAUUAAAGUGUAUAAGUUGAUUUUUUUAAUUCUGAUUCAAGUAGUAUUCAAUCAUAAAAAAAAUAAAAUAAAAUAUCAACUGUUGAUGUGAUCAUAUUGAAUGAUGAUAUAAUGCCAGUUAAAGACUAACUUUAAUUAAUGGAAUUAGAAAAUUAAGAUUUAGAAAUUAAACAUAAUUUAUUGCAUUAUCAUUCCGUUUAUUAUAAUUUCAAGAAUCCAUUUUAAGGUUUGUUACAACUUAAAAUCAAUUGA
Molecule: messenger RNA, 1417 nt
Organism: Paramecium sonneborni
Lineage: Eukaryota; Ciliophora; Oligohymenophorea; Peniculida; Parameciidae
Source: the annotation of a GenBank genome assembly